Messenger RNA from Carya illinoinensis, 438 nucleotides. RefSeq names its product BAG family molecular chaperone regulator 5, mitochondrial-like. Gene Ontology annotation, cellular component: plasmodesma. Lineage: Eukaryota; Viridiplantae; Streptophyta; Magnoliopsida; Fagales; Juglandaceae. Gene Ontology annotation, molecular function: protein-folding chaperone binding. The record is from RefSeq and is a predicted model, not a curated record. Gene Ontology annotation, biological process: protein folding. The transcript has a single exon. Bases 1 to 438 code for a protein of 145 amino acids.
AUGGCUCUGUUACUGAAGCUCGACUCGGUGCCCGGUGUUGAUCCAUCAUUGAGGGGCGCGAGGAGGAAGGUGAGUCAUCGAAUCGUGGGGUUGCAGGAGAUAGUGGACGCGAUUUCAGAAGUUUUGUCGUCGAAACCCACGAAUACGUGGCACCGAAGGUUGCGUCCAGUGGAUCGCACCGAAACGCCGUUGAUUGGUGGACAAAGAUCCAGUUCAACGCCUAGGAUCGAAGCACGGAGCCGCCGCUGCCGUUGUGUCGCGCGAGGGAAUGAAGAAGAAGAAGAAAGAGAAUGGACUAAUAACAGGAAUGAAGAAGAGAAGGGAAAAGGCGAAGGAGAGAAGAAGAAAGAGGAAGAAAAAGGAGCCCUAAUGUCUUCUAAACGACGCCGUUUUGGAGGGAUCCAUUGGACCGAAUUUAAGUGCUACAGGCUGGCCUAG